Cooperia oncophora is the source of this 408-nucleotide messenger RNA. The record is from the annotation of a GenBank genome assembly. Lineage: Eukaryota; Metazoa; Nematoda; Chromadorea; Rhabditida; Trichostrongylidae.
AUGAGAUGUCCCGAAAGUGAAAAGGAGGCGAACAUGGACCUAAACAACAAGACAAUUAUGGAAUUGGAGAGGAUGUGGUGCUGGAGGCUGAUCGUCCUGGCGGUGGCGAUCUCAGCCGAAGAGGAGCACUUUCUCGACGUGAAGCAGAUUGUCAAGGGUCGUCCGGAUUUGCCAGUCCUAUUCUCACCAGAUGCUGAUGUUUCGGUUUUAUAUAGAAGAGAUAAACAGCCGGUAAUGCAAAGCUUGCCCAUACCGCAACAGAAUACCAGCGCGGAAGGAGAGAAGAAUCCUGAAGACUUCUACAGAUUGUUUCAACUGCCAGCCGACAUCAUGACCAAGCUGGCAGAGGAUGCUGGCUAUAUAGAUCCACGGACAACAACAAGUGGGCCAUGGAUCGUGCGCAGGUGA